GAUUGGGUGUCCCAUUAGUUUCUUGUCCCCCUCACUUAUUUUUCAUACUUGUGCAUUUCGCCUUAUCUGUAAGCGCCUAGGCUACACCCCUUCUUUUUCCAUCUUCCGGAGUAUAUAUAAUUUAGAGCGGGGCAAACAUGGUUGGUCACCCGUAAAGCGUGACACCAAGUACCAAGGUCGGGUUUGCAAAGGCUCACCCAAGCUUCCCAGCAAAUGGUAUUGCUCCUAUUUUUUCGUUAAGCCGCGUAGUGGUACCUGGCAUGCUCUGACGGGGGCGCCCCUCUCCACCUUGUGGCGUGAGGGUUCGGUGGAGGAGUGGGCCAAGGACUUCCCUCUAGAGAAGCUUGAGCGUGAACAGAAGCAUUACAUUCUUCGAGCGCCCCCUGUGGAUCUUAAGAGAAAAGGGGAGAGGGCGCGCGCGUUGGGAGAGCUCUACGAUCAUGGUAUAUUUCUUUAAUAACAAUUUUUAUUUCAACUCUUUUACUUAUGCUGCUUGCGUAACUCUCCUUUUUGCAGAUUUUGACUACUCCAGCCUAGCGAAGAUGACGAAGAAGGUUCCUGGGGCCUCCGGAGCUAGGGCACAGAAGGCGCCUAGCAUCCCUGCCGAGCGGACUCCCCGUUCAUCCGGCAAGGCGCUUGACGACAUCGAGGAGGCGUCUCCUCGAUUGCUUCCUUCCUUGGGGUCGCGCGACCCUCUCCCAGAGAAGACAUUAGGGAAGCGCCAUGCCUCGGCUGAUUCUCCCGUUGUGGUUCCGAAGAAGAAGAAUAAGCCAAGUCUUGGGAGUAUUGAUGAGAUCCUGGCACCUCCUCGCUCGCGACGUGCCGUAAAGCCGAAGGAGCCUGUUCUAAUCUCUCCGUCUGCUGCCCUCAAUGCUCCAAGCGCCUUUACUUCGGCCUUGGAGUUGAAGAAAUUCCUUAAGCUUCCCCUUGACGAGGGUACCUCUCCUGCAGGCUCGGCGUGCCAGCACUUGUUCCAGGCGAUGCUUGAUGUGGUUACUCUUUCUGACAAGAGUGCGGAGAAUCGGGAUCGCGCCCAUCAGAACUUCCUGCAGGCUUCUCAGCUGAAAACUGACAAGAUCACUCUCCAAGGUGUCAAUUCUCGUCUGGAGGAUGAGUUGGCAUCGGUGAAGCGGCAGCUUUCAGACGCCUUGGCUGCUGAGAGUGUUUCUGCUCGUGAGGAGAAGGAGAAGGAGAUAGCAUUCCAGGCGAAGCGGAUUGAGACCUUGGAGAAGGAGCUGUUGGCGAUGUCUGCUGCUAGGGGUCACCAGAAGGAGGAAUUCAAGAAGAGACUGGUCAAGGAGCGUGAAGAUGCCGUAGACGCCCACUUGUCAUCAGCGGAGUUCCGUGAGUGGCAGCAGAACCUUCUGCUCGGAGUGAAGAAAAGAGCUUUCAUCGGCAUUCGGAAGAAGGUCCGUUCCGACAAUCCUGACAUGAAGUGGGAUACUCCGGAAGUCUGGCAGGCCAUGGAUGAUUACUUCCUCUUCCUUGGUACGGAUAACGAGCCUUCUGACUCGGACCCGUACCCCUUGGAUGAGGGUGACUCUUCGGCCGAUGAUGUGGAGGUUGAUGUCGAGAAGGUUGGGGAAGAGGGAGUGGGUGACAACGUUGAUGCCGAUGCUGGUGCCGAGGAAGGUGGCGUGGACGUGGUUGCUGUCGAUGGUCAGGGUGGCGCCUCGGAUGGUGGUACCGAUGGUGACUCUAGCUCGUCCGACAAUCACUCGAGCAAGUCGGAUUAGUGGAGCUGGGGCGUUUUUCUUUUCCUUGUUCGUCUGGACUUAGUCAAUUUCUAUGUUAUCUUCUGCUCAUUUCUCCCUUGCAUGUCUAUGGAUGCUUAGCCUUCGGGCUGUUAUUUUGAAACAGUGUUAUCGGCAAGUUUUUCGUUUUCAGCAGCACCACCUAUUGUGCAAGUUGUUUUAGCCCUG
Molecule: messenger RNA, 1922 nt
Organism: Linum tenue
Lineage: Eukaryota; Viridiplantae; Streptophyta; Magnoliopsida; Malpighiales; Linaceae
Source: the annotation of a GenBank genome assembly